Molecule: messenger RNA, 1692 nt
Organism: Neoarius graeffei (lesser salmon catfish)
Lineage: Eukaryota; Metazoa; Chordata; Actinopteri; Siluriformes; Ariidae
Gene: slc13a2
Product: solute carrier family 13 member 2
Exons: 12
Coding region: 106-1692 (528 amino acids)
Biological process (GO): monoatomic anion transmembrane transport
Cellular component (GO): membrane
Molecular function (GO): transmembrane transporter activity
Source: RefSeq, a predicted model, not a curated record
AGGUACCGUAACUACUUGAUCAUCUACAUCACUCCUUUACUGAUACUUCCUCUGCCAUUGUACUUCAAGUCACCGAUUGCAAAUUGUGGCUUUGUUAUCAUACUGAUGGCACUGUACUGGUGUACGGAGUGUAUACCGCUGGCAGUCACUGCACUGUUGCCAGUCAUACUUUUCCCAUUUCUGGGCAUCAUGAAGGCCGAAGAGGUGUGUCUGUUGUACUUGAAAGACACCAACAUGCUGUUCAUUGGUGGUUUGCUGGUCGCUGUAGCGGUAGAACACUGGAACUUACACAAGCGUAUCGCCCUGGGUGUCCUGCUGUUAGUGGGCGUUCGACCUGCUCUGUUGAUGUUAGGCUUCAUGCUUGUAACAGCUUUCCUCUCAAUGUGGAUCAGCAACACUGCUACUACCGCCAUGAUGCUGCCCAUAGCCCAGGCCGUCCUGGACCAGCUCAGUAAAACGGAGGCUGAGAGAGAUGACAGAGAGCUGAGGAAUGGCAGAGACAACCAGGCUUUUGAGAUGGCUGAAGUCACUAACACCAAAUAUCCAUUCAACCCCGAAAAUCCAAAGCAGAAAAGGAAGGCUCGGGAACAGAAGUACCUCUGGCUGAAUAAAGGGAUGAGCUUGUGUGUGUGCUACUCGGCCAGCAUCGGGGGCACUGCCACCCUUACAGGCACCACGCCAAACCUUAUCCUCAAAGGCCAGAUGGACAGCCUCUUCAAAGACAACCCGAAUGUGAUCAACUUCGCCAGCUGGUUUGGGUUUGCGUUUCCCAACAUGUUGCUGAUGUUGUUUUUGGCCUGGCUGUGGCUGCAGUUCAUGUAUUUGGGUCUGAAUUUUAGGAAGACCUUUGGCUGUGGGUCAAAUAACGCCGGUGACCAGGAGGCCUACGGAGUCAUGAAGGAGGAGUAUGGUAAACUGGGCAGUAUGAAAUUUGCUGAAGGUGCUGUGCUUACAGUUUUUAUUUCGUUGGUGGUUCUGUGGUUCAGCAGGGAGCCAGGAUUCAUGCCGGGCUGGGCCUCUUCCCUGAACAAAAAUCAAACGUACGUUACUGACGGCACUGUCGCCAUUCUUGUAUCCACUCUGUUGUUCCUCAUCCCAUCUCAAAUACCAUGGUGUGGUAGAGAAAACACAGUACAGCUGAGACCGAAGAAGCCCAAGGCUCCCCCAGCUCUGCUUGAAUGGCAGGUGGUGCAUGAACGGAUGCCCUGGAACAUUAUCCUGCUCCUGGGAGGUGGAUAUGCCUUGGCUACUGGCAGUGAGGUGUCCGGACUGUCAGAAUGGCUGGGUAGCAGUCUUUCGCCCCUUAAGAACAUCCCGGCAUAUGCCAUCUCGCUACUGCUCUGUCUGUUGGUGGGAACGUUCACAGAGUGCUCCAGCAACACGGCUACAACAACACUCUUCCUUCCCAUUCUCGCUUCUAUGGCCACAACUAUAGAGGUCCAUCCCCUGUAUGUCAUGCUGCCCUGCACCAUCAGUGCCUCCUUGGCCUUCAUGCUGCCAGUGGCCACUCCACCCAAUGCCAUUGCUUUCUCAUACGGCACCCUCAAAGUCAUCGACAUGGCAAAGGCUGGCGCCAUGCUAAAUAUAAUUGGCAUCCUGUGCAUCAACUUGGCAAUUAAUACAUGGGGAGUACCCAUGUUCAAGCUCAACGUCUUCCCCUCAUGGGCCAACACUACAAGUAGAACACCAUGA